AUGGCAGCUGAGCUACAACCACCAGAAGCCCUGAUAACCGCUGGCCCAACGGCCGGAACAACGACCACGACUGCAACGACGAUUGCGGCAACAGAUACGGCGACGUUUGUACCGUCGGCCGACUACCAGGGACAAGCUUUGGCCCCAAAACGGCAACGCCGACCCAGUGUCCGAUUGGGGGAGAUCGGGGACCAGCCGGCCACGCUCUCAUAUGAAUCUCACGUACGACGAACCAAACAACAACCCUUGAGGCUCCCCAAGGACCACUCCUCUAAGUCCUUCAAGGCUCGGUCCCUGAUCAACCUUGUCAACGGUGGUGAUUCCCAGGAUAUCCAAGAGCCAGCGGAAGAUAGGAACCAAAACGGCGAUGGAAAUCUUGAAUUCGCGAACCGGAAGAAGGCGAAGCGGGGCGCGACGAAGCGGGCCCGAUCCACUUGGGUCUCGAGAGUCGAAGAAGGAGCCGCGGCCGAGGGAGACAGCAGAGAAGACGGUAACCACAACGAAGGGUUCAGAGAUUUCGAUCCCGACUCGGACAGUCAGCUGAAGGAACACAGUCCCGUCCACUCAGUCGACAACGUGGUGCUCGAUUCGUGGCACGGGGUUAGACGGCAAGGUCGGGCUAGGGUUUCGGAAAGUCGCGAAAACGACGCCGUUGAUUUGGACAAUUUUCCUGAGUCCGACUCGAGGGACCGGAAGUGUGGGACGAGCGAGGGAGUGAGGUCGUGGCUGAUCGAAUUGGGGUUGAGCCGGUACGCGCCGGUGUUUGAGAUACAUGAGGUGGACGACGAUGUUUUGCCGAUGUUGACACUGGAGGAUCUCAAGGAUAUGGGAAUCAAUGCGGUCGGGUCCAGGCGGAAAAUGUAUUCCGGUAUACAAAAGCUUCGCAAGGGGUUUUCGUGA
Carya illinoinensis is the source of this 900-nucleotide messenger RNA. RefSeq lists its product as uncharacterized. The record is from RefSeq and is a predicted model, not a curated record. NCBI's taxonomy places the organism in Eukaryota, Viridiplantae, Streptophyta, Magnoliopsida, Fagales, Juglandaceae. The transcript has a single exon. Gene Ontology annotation, molecular function: protein binding. The coding region runs from base 1 to 900 and encodes 299 amino acids.